This is a messenger RNA of Anopheles coustani, 1427 nucleotides long. RefSeq names its product WW domain-binding protein 4. Gene Ontology annotation, biological process: mRNA splicing, via spliceosome. Gene Ontology annotation, molecular function: protein binding; RNA binding; zinc ion binding. The record is from RefSeq and is a predicted model, not a curated record. Gene Ontology annotation, cellular component: nucleus; precatalytic spliceosome. Bases 154 to 1233 code for a protein of 359 amino acids. The transcript is spliced from 4 exons. Lineage: Eukaryota; Metazoa; Arthropoda; Insecta; Diptera; Culicidae.
UGUGUAGUUGUUUCUUUCCUUAGUUCUGGAUUUUAUUGGAAGAAUAUAAUUAUCAGUGUUUAUUUAACUUAACCGACAUUGCUCUUGUGCUCUUUAUCUCAUUUAUAUAAUCAUAUCAUCAUAUAAUAUAGCCAGUGGAUCAUAUAAUCGACGAUGGCGGAUUACUGGAAGUCCAACGAUCGAAAAUAUUGCGACUUUUGCAAGUGCUGGAUUGCGGAUAACAAGUCGAGUGUUCAGUUCCAUGAAAAUGGAAAGCGGCAUCAGCUGAAUGUGCAAAAACGCAUCACGGAAAUCAGCCGUAACAGCUAUAAAGCCCAACAGGAGCAACAUAAGAUAGAUGCCGAUCUAAAAAAGAUGAACGAUGCAGCCAUGAAGGCGUACAUGCAAGAUAUUUCUGCAGGAGCGGACAUCAGCUCACGCGAAUUAUAUGAGAAACAAAAACAAGAAGCAGCCGAAGAAGCUGCUUCUCAAGCCAUUGAAAACGCCAUGCCAUCAACAUCAGGCAUCGGCCCUGCAGCACCCUCUAAACCUCGUAAAAAAGGUCGUGAAGCGGAUCCCUUGUACAUGGCCGGUAUCGAUAGCGAUGAUGAGUCGGCAGCAAGUAAACGAAAUGCGGCUACUAAAAAACGACGCAUUGAAGAGGUUGCUAACGCAGGAAAUGGAUCAAUGUGGGUAGAAGCGGAAAGUGACGAAGGUUAUCCCUACUUUUGGAACGUGAAGACUGGUGAAUCUGUUUGGGAAGCGCCGAAGGAAGGUUUCAUGAAAAAGGCAGAGUAUGAGAAGUUGUCGAAAAUCGCAUGGCAAAAACAACGUGAAACGGAGGAAUCGACUUCGAAAUAUGAGCUGGAGAAUGCCGAUGAAAUAGCCGCACGAUUGAGGCGUGAAAACAUGGCUCACAUUUUCAAGCAUAACCGAAAAGUUAAAGAAGAUCUUGAAAAAAUGAUUGAUCAUAAAAAAGAAGCGAAAGUUGAUCUUGAACUUGAACGUUCCAAAAAUCCUUACGGAACGUGGAAAACUGUUGAAGCGAAAGAUGAGAAACCAAUUGAUUUAGAACUUCCUGUGGCCCCUGCGCCGUUGUAUGUUCCUAAUGUUGCUCCUGAAAUUCCACAACCAAAAUUUAAGGAAAAAAUUGUAGGUCAUAUACCUAAUGAAGUGAAAGCCACCGUUAGUGACACGUUCAUGAAAAAGCGCAAAGUUCAGCGCAAUGCUCGACAGCGGCUGGAUAAUGAUUAGUGAAAAAUAAUAGCAUUCAAAGAAUAUGUAUUUAAGCAUAAAUAAUAAUAAUUUGUUUUACAAAAUUAUCAAAGUUGCAUUAUGCUAAUGCGGGUUUAAACUUUUUUAUCGCACUUCAAAAGUCUAUUUACCUUGUCUUGUUAAAAUAAUCGAUGUGAUAAAAAUCGAUUAUCGACUGGUUCGAACGAAUCGAC